This is a messenger RNA of Eimeria maxima, 1308 nucleotides long. RefSeq lists its product as hypothetical. The record is from RefSeq and is a predicted model, not a curated record. NCBI's taxonomy places the organism in Eukaryota, Apicomplexa, Conoidasida, Eucoccidiorida, Eimeriidae. Bases 1 to 1308 code for a protein of 435 amino acids. The transcript is spliced from 11 exons.
AUGAGCAACAGCAGCAGCAGCAGCAGCAGCAGCAGCCGCUGCAACAGCAGCAGCAGCAGCAACAAUAACAACAAGACAAACAACGGUAACAACAGCAGCAGCAGCAGCAACAGCCAGUCUCCCGCGUCAUCAGGGAAGUCCGUGACCUCUGGAUCACCAACAGCAGCACCAACAGCAGCAGGUGCAGCACCAGCAGCAGCACCAGCAGCACCAGCAGCACCAGCAGCACCAGCAGCAGCAGCAGCAGCAGCAGAUGACAGCAGCAAAUCUCGUGUAUCUGCAGAAGAAAAAAGAAAAGAUGAAUUAUUAUGGACAAGAAUGUUUAUAGAUAUGGGCUUAAGGCAGAAACCCCAACCUCCUCCUCCUAAGACAUGGAAGGAUACGCUUGCCUUCCUCGGUGUUAUCUGCUUAGCGGCGUUAGUUGCCUCUGAGUUUGGCUAUCGGUGUUAUAUGGAUUAUCACUACGGCUUCGAGCCAAUCGACACGACGGAUACUCCCUUCUUGAAGGAGGUUAUGUUUGGCGGCAAGCCUUGGAUAGUUGUCUGCAAAUGGCCACAGAAGCGAACGAAGUUGCCUGAUGCCUUAGAUAAAAGUCGUGUUGAGUUGUUGAAGAUGUUACGAUUAGGACGGGUGGACUGUUCAGCAAAAUUACCGAGCGGAUUAAGCUUUUCUGAGCGUUUUCGUCUACCAACAACAGCAGUUGCACUACUAGUAGCUAACGGUAGACCUCCUCGUCUAUUAACUCCUUGGGCAUUGGAGAAUUCAAAACAAUUACUUUCUUUUGUUCAAAGGCAUAUUAAAUUAGACUUCAAGACUAUUGAUGAUAAUGGUUCAUUAACACGUCGUUGUUUAUUACCUGGUGGUACAUCACGUUGUUUAUUAUUAUUAAGAAGAGGAGGAAUAACAACUAAUGAAAGAAAUCAACAAAUGCAGAUUUUAUUCAAUAAAUUCCCAUCAGCUGUACGUACACUCAAAUUUGGUGUUGUAGAUCUUAAUAAACAUCAGUUAAAUCUACAAGAGGCGGUUGUAUUUAAUCCACCAGAAGACACGGGGGAAACAUUCGCCAUCUGCUUCGCAAAUAUUACACCAAAGGAGACAAUAGAAGAAUUAAAGAUGUUAAGAAGAAAAGACGAAGCAAAUAGACAUACUAUUACCGUCUCUCUUUAUGAAGGGAGCUUCUCUGAUGUAUCUGCAUUAGAGGCAUUCGCAGCCCAAUGUGCAGCAGCAAAGAAAGACACCCCAGGAUUUGUAUUGAUGCAAAAGGCGCCAACAAUAGCAAGAAUAACAGCAGAAAAACAAUUAAAAUAA